CUAACGCCUCCGUAGCUUCAAUUUUUCUCUUCAGAUUUUUGGGAUCGUGAAGAACAACACCGUCCGGGAUGUCGAAACGAGGUAUUACUUGAUCUUAUUCAACGAGGUAUAUCGACUGUCUCAAUCUCAUUCUUCGGACUCUCCGACUCCCUCAGUUUCAUGCUUGCUCAAGAGUAAUUUGGAGGUCGGCAUUAAAUCCACUAAAAAAUGCCGGUCAAUCCAAGAGUAAAAAAGGCAUUUCGUGCUAUGAAAAGUAUUGGCAUCUCUGAGGAAAAGGUGAAGCCAAUCUUGAAGAGCCUUCUAAAACUAUAUGACAAAAAUUGGGAGCUUAUUGAAGAGGAAAAUUAUAGAGCACUUGCAGAUGCUAUAUUUGAAAACGAGGAUGCAGAGGUGGCAGAACAUAAGCAGCCUGAAAAUAACGAAGUACGUGCUUUGUCGCUCGUGCAGCGAGAGGAAGUUUUAGAGGAAGAAGCAGUGUACGAGGAGCCUGAAAGACCAUUAAAGAGAUUGCGAUUAAGAUUUCAAGAAGGUCAAGCUUCACCUUCCUCUAACAAUUCUAGUGUCGGGACUUCUCUUAAAAGGCCUAGGCGGGAGGAGGAAGGUGAAUUAUCUAGACCUCGUUAUCAGAACCAAUUACAAGGGGAAGCAAAUCCUAAUUCUGUUAGGAAAAAUCUCAGGUUGAACGAAACUCAAACAUCUCCAAUCACGUCCAGGGGUCAGAGUUCGGUUUCUGCUAAAUCUUCCCAUGCAUCAAAACUCAAAGAGCCAAAGACAGAACCAGGUGGAGAAUUGUCCUCUAAACAGAAGAUGUCGGGAUCCCUUGCUUUAAUCAAGCCUAAGGAUGAACCAUAUACUGAUGAUAUGCCACAGUUUGAGGUUCCUAUUGCUGUUAUUCACCCAGAGCCGUCAAACAAGGGAGAUACUUCAAGUGGUAACACCUCAAGGUCUGAACCUUCAGCGAUAGACCUAAGAAGUGUAAGGGAUUCAGGCAUUAUGACUUCAUUGAAUGUAAUGACAACCAGUCGUGAGCUGAUAGAAGUCCAGGAUAGAUGUCACGUUGAUGGAGAUAUUGCCUUCUCACCAUCUGGAGAGGUAAAAAUCUCUAUUAGCUGUGACCCAGCUCUUUGUAGAUCAUCAGAUUUCCAUAUGCCGAGUGUAGAAUCAGUUCUGAGGAUGGUGGAGCUUAAAUGUCUUAAAUCAUACAGAAUUAUGGUCCCUAACUUUUCUCUGAUGAAGCUGAUGAAAGACAUGUGUGAGUGUGUUUUGGAACUGGGAACGCAACAUAGUCCUGAACUGCAAUCAACCACAGAUGUUGCUGCAGAAAAUGAUUUUGGCUCGAGAAGUAUGACCGUUGAUUCCUUAAAUGAAGGUAUGAAUUUUGAAAUUGAUGCUGGGGAUGCUCAACCAAAGAUACCCCCACGCUCUCCUCCUCGCAUUGGUGAAGAUUGCAUUCAAGCUGGUCAGAUUGCAUCAAUGGGCAACUGUGGUAGUACUACAGGAAUUGAUCAGAAUGGUAUUGAGCAGACUAAUCCAUGGAGUAUGGACGCUCCAUGUGGAUUAAUUCUAGGUGAAAUAGGUUCUUUUGAUUCCUUAAAUGAGUUGCUGAACUCUAAUCUUGGUGCUGGGGAAGCUCAACCAGAGAUACCCCAUCUCAAUUCUUAUUUUGGUGGAGACAGCACUCAAGCUGAUCAUACAGCAUCAACAAGCAACUGUGGUAUUGCUCCAGAUACAAGUCAGAGUCGUCUUGAGGAGAUGGUUUCGUGUGAAGCGACUCCACGUGAUGUUGUGUCUGUUGAAGUCAUUGAUAUAACCAAGGGGCAAGAAAAUGUUGUAAUUUCUUUGGUGAAUGAAGUUAAUAGCAAUCAGCCACCAUCAUUUCACUACAUAGCUUCCAAUGUGGUUUUCCAGAAUGCAUAUGUAAACUUUUCUCUGGCUCGUAUUGGAGAUGAUAAUAGUUGUUCAACUUGCUCUGGUGAUUGUUUAUCAUUGUCCACACCUUGUGCUUGUGCACACAUAACCGGCGGUGAUUUUGCCUACACAAAGGAAGGUCUUAUUAAAGAAGAGUUUCUUAAAGAAUGUAUUUCCAUGAAUCGUGACCCCAAGAAACACUGCCAGUUAUUUUGCAAAGUGUGCCCAUUGGAAAGAUCAAAAAAUGAGGACAUUAUAGAAGCUUGUAAAGGUCAUCUGGUGAGAAACUUCAUAAAAGAGUGUUGGUGGAAAUGUGGCUGUACUAAACAAUGUGGCAACCGUGUAGUACAGCGAGGUAUAAGCCAUAAGUUACAGGUCUUUAUGACUCCGGAAGGGAAAGGAUGGGGCUUGCGGACCCUUGAAGACCUUCCCCGAGGUGCUUUUGUCUGUGAAUAUGUUGGAGAGGUUCUGACCAACACAGAACUCUUUGAUCGUGUUGCACGGAGCCCCAAUGGGGAGGAACAUUCUUAUCCAGCCCAGCUGGAUGCUGACUGGGGUUCAGAGGGUGUCCUAAAGGAUGAAGAGGCUCUUUGUUUGGAUGCUACAUUUUAUGGGAAUGUUGCCAGGUUCAUCAAUCACAGAUGCUUCGAUUCAAAUUUGGUUGAAAUACCAGUUGAAAUAGAGACUCCUGAACACCACUACUAUCAUCUUGCUUUUUUCACUACAAGAAAGAUUAAGGCAAUGGAGGAGCUCACUUGGGAUUAUGGUAUUGAUUUUGAUGAUCUUGAACAUCCAGUAAAAGCAUUUAGCUGCCAUUGCGGUAGCAAGUUCUGCCGAAAUAUGAAACGUCCAAGCCGAUCUAGAUCAAGAAGGUAGAGCCUGAGAUGGUGAUCUUCUCCAAGUAUUUUUUUGCCACGUUCCUGAUUUUGGGCGGUUCACGAAGCUGUUUUAUUUGAACUAAGUUAAGGUGAUGUUUUGUAUCUCUGAAGGGUUAUAGCCCGAUGUGCAUAUGCAGUGUUAAACGGUGUUUAUAGUUGUUUAAAUGGCACUAUCAAAGCGCAAUUUUUGUAUAGAAGUUUCAAGGAUGUGACUCAGAGCUGGAUUAGCUGCAUUUUGGUUGUAUAUAAUGAUGUUUUGGUCCAUAGGACUAAUGCCAGAAUACUUGGCCUUUUGUCUUAUGGCCUGAUGUUAGCAUAUUGAAGACUAGGCCUUUUCUGCAACUUUUUUUUCUCA
This is a messenger RNA of Solanum pennellii, 3141 nucleotides long. Its product is annotated as probable inactive histone-lysine N-methyltransferase SUVR1. Gene Ontology annotation, cellular component: nucleus. The record is from RefSeq and is a predicted model, not a curated record. Bases 208 to 2784 code for a protein of 858 amino acids. The transcript is spliced from 11 exons. NCBI's taxonomy places the organism in Eukaryota, Viridiplantae, Streptophyta, Magnoliopsida, Solanales, Solanaceae. Gene Ontology annotation, molecular function: zinc ion binding; protein binding; histone methyltransferase activity.